CGGCAUAUAAAGCCUGUGCGCUCCGGAGCUGUCAUCACUGCCGUGGCACCAUGAGCCGCCUCGUGGACUGAGCGCCACCCCGGUCUGCGCCCAUGCCACCGCGGUGCCCGGCUGUGUGACUGCCCCGGCGGCCCGCGGGAUGGUGUGAGCCGCGUGUGCAAAGGGGCUGCGUGUGCUCUCUCCCUCUGCUGCCUUGCUCGCUCGGCAUCUGGCAGGAGGCACGCCAGCCGCCUGGAUGAUCUGAUCCCUUUCCUGCCCUAAAUUACUCCUGCCCAGAUGCGGUGGAUAAUAUUCAUGUUGCUGUUAUUCAUCAACUCCAUGGAAAUGCUCACGCAGACCAGAUGGAAGAAGAGCGGUACGGCGCGCUGCGGUUUGCUUUCCCGCCUAGGUAGAGCUUCGCGGGAGGGUUGCGGUGCUGCAGGGAGGGUGGCCCGCGGCCCCGAGAGAUCCCGGCCUGGGGACGGGUUGGCAGUGAGCACCGGCCUGUUUGAGAACUGCACGGGCUGCAUCCUGUGCACGGAGGACAACGGCUGCGUGGCCUGCCAGCAGCGCCUCUUCCUGCUCAUCUGGAGGAAGGGGAUCCGCCAGUACGGCGCCUGCGUCCACACCUGCCCGCCCGGCUACUUCGGCGUGCGGGGCCAAGAGGUCAACAGAUGCACAAAGUGCACGUCGCCCAGCUGUGAGAGCUGCUUCAGCAAGGACUUCUGCAUGAAGUGCAAGGAGAGGUUUUACCUGCACAAGGGCAAGUGCCUGAGCACGUGUCCACCGAGCACCACGGCCCAGCCCAGCACCCGGGAGUGCCAGGAGACAUGCGAGCUGGGCCCCUGGAGCGAGUGGAGCACGUGCACCAACAAGGGCCGCACCUGUGGCUGCAAGUGGGGCCUGGAGACGCGGGUGCGCGACGUGCUGGGGAGCCCCAAGGAGGAAGAGGAGGAGGCGGCAGCGGGGUGCCCGGGUCUGCUGGAGUCCCGCAAGUGCCGGAUGAGGAAGCACUGCCCUGGAGAGAAGACAGAAACCAGAAGGAGGGUGAAGAAGGCGAAGAAGCAGAAGGAGAAGGAGAAGAAGAAGCAGAGGGAGAAGGAGAAGAAGGCAGACGUGCAGGCGGGCACCUAGCGAGGGGGCAUGCGCGUAGGAGGGGGCGCCCGGCUGGAGCCGCCCCCCAUGGCCGGCUCUGCACCAGCUCUCCCUGCUCCGUCCCUGCCAGAGACGCCCGCACACCCGUCCUGCACGGCGCAGGGCCUGCAAACUGUUUGCUCUAUAGAAAUUCACCUUGCAACGCGGCUGCAGCAGUGAUGUGGGGGCCCCGCUUCAGCUCCCCCAAGGUUGCUCCGGGCAGGGAACCAGGAGCCCCUGAGCCAGGCGCCUCCCCGGGCACAGACCAGGCUGGGGGAUGCCUACUCUGCUCCCGCUCAUGCUUGGCUCAGGGCACGGGAGAGCCGAGCAGCCUCCAGGAGAUGCUCCAGGCCGGCAGUGGUCAGAAGUACCAAGCAGGACACUCGAUGGACCCGGUGCCACCUCCAGCCCCUGGGUCCGUCCCGGCCCCCUGACUGGACUGAUGGGGGACUGGAGCAGGCCUGUGAUGGGCCCAUCCUCCCUGGGCUGCAGCAGCAUUGCCUCCUGCUUGGGACCCAGCCUGUCCAGAUGGGCAGUGCCCGAGCAGGGCGCAGUGCGGGAUGCCGGGGGCUGCAAAGAGCCACCCCUCGUGGGGGCAGCCCGAGGGGAGCGGUCGUGUCUUGAGAGCCGAGCAAAAGGAGGCCACGGAGCCGUCCUGGGCCUGAGCUCACGGCUGCAGGAGGAACGAUGGAUGAGCGGCCUCGAGGCUCCCCUGACAGGCAAGAUCAUGAGGAAUCACCGGCCCAGGGCAGCUGGGCCGACCCCUGAUCCAAGCAACCGCCCCGAUGCCCUGAGCAGAGCCGCCGCAGGCCCCGUGCCCCCUCCCUCGACCCCCUCCUGCUCCCCGAGCCCCCGCAGCACGCCGGCACCGUGCCGCGGCGCUGGCAGAUGACGUUGGGUUGUCUCUACAGUAAAUAUAGUAUCUAUAUGUGAAACGAACCGCUGACUUCGAGAGAGUCGGCGUCUGUAAGGUGGCCUUUCGCUCGAUGGGUUGAGUUUGGUCUUAAGGUUAGUUGUGUUUUUUUUAAAAAGUAUAUUUUUAGCUCCAAACAGAAGCUCUGUCUUUUGCACGUGGCAGGGGGGCUGGGGGGGCCCGAACGCCCCUGCAUUUGGGGCACCAGCAAAGCCUUGCUAGCUUCUCAUUGUAGCGCCGUCAGCCCGUCCGUCGUGUUUCCCGGUGACCGCUGGGCGCCGCUGUCCCACAGCGAAUGCAGCGUCCUCGCUUUCUCCUUCCAUCCAGCGCCAGACAUUCCUGGGCUGCUUAACCGUGAUGCUCCCUCCCAUGCAAGAGGACGGGCACAUCUCCCGCUCCGCCUUUAUGUACCGCAUCCCACAGCGGCUCCCGGGUCUGUUUACUAUGAAAUAAAAACAUGUGAAACCCUC
Alligator mississippiensis (American alligator) is the source of this 2496-nucleotide messenger RNA. It is a transcript of the gene RSPO4, whose product is annotated as R-spondin 4. Lineage: Eukaryota; Metazoa; Chordata; Crocodylia; Alligatoridae. The coding region runs from base 277 to 1113 and encodes 278 amino acids. The record is from RefSeq and is a predicted model, not a curated record. The transcript is spliced from 5 exons.